Molecule: messenger RNA, 927 nt
Organism: Eutrema salsugineum
Lineage: Eukaryota; Viridiplantae; Streptophyta; Magnoliopsida; Brassicales; Brassicaceae
Product: transcription factor bHLH103
Exons: 7
Coding region: 7-927 (306 amino acids)
Biological process (GO): regulation of transcription by RNA polymerase II
Cellular component (GO): nucleus
Molecular function (GO): RNA polymerase II cis-regulatory region sequence-specific DNA binding; DNA-binding transcription factor activity, RNA polymerase II-specific; protein dimerization activity
Source: RefSeq, a predicted model, not a curated record
CAAGACAUGACAGAAGAAUUCGAAACCGCCGGAGUUUGUACCGAAACAUCAUGGAACUCAGCUAACAGCAUGUUCUUGGCCGGCUUCUCUCUGCCACGUUCCACUGAGAUUGCCAUCGAUACCGGCAGCUUUGAAUGGCAAAACAUUGACACUAUCGAUGUCAAAACCUAUAACGAGAGCUAUCAUAAUACUUCCACAUUCUUAAGUGAUACAAAUUUUGAUUCCAACUCACGAAUUUAUGUUUCGAGCCAAUUUAACCUUCAUGAAGAGGAAAAAUUCAAUCCGGUAAAUAGUUGUUUAAAAGGGUUGUUCGAUUAUAGUGAGCAACUACUGGUUCCUAAUUGUGCGAAACCAGACCUAUUCGAAAGCUUUCACUUAUUCGAUGACGUUUUCUUGAACGAAUCAAGAACUGUAUCAGUCUUUGAUCACGAGAUUAGAGAAAAAGCUGAGGAAGAAAUACAAGCCUGGCAGAGUCUAAUUACUUGCAAGGGAGCAAGUGAGAAAACAGAAGAACUCAAAGAUACUGAGUUAUCACCGGCACCGCCACUAAAAAGGCAAAGACUCGAGACACCAUCUCAGUUUCCGAGUUUCAAAGUUCGUAAAGAGAAACUCGGAGAUCGAAUCACCGCGCUUCAGCAGUUAGUUUCACCCUUUGGCAAGACAGACACUGCUUCUGUCCUCCACGAUGCUAUAGGGUACAUCAAGUUUCUUCAAGAACAAAUCAGUGUUUCGAUUAGUAAUCCACACCUGAACUCUAAAGGAUCUGGUGAACAAAAGCAGUGUUCAGACGAAUCAAAGAAUAAUACUUUUGAUGAAGAUUUUAGACCAAGACAAGAUCUUCGAAGCCUUGGUCUUUGUCUAGUGCCGAUUUCAAGUACUUUCUCCACCUCUCCGCGACAUUUUGAUGCAUCUAAUAUCUGGAAUUAA